This is a messenger RNA of Sorex araneus (European shrew), 7636 nucleotides long. It is a transcript of the gene XYLT1, whose product is annotated as xylosyltransferase 1. Lineage: Eukaryota; Metazoa; Chordata; Mammalia; Eulipotyphla; Soricidae. The coding region runs from base 64 to 2796 and encodes 910 amino acids. Gene Ontology annotation, biological process: heparan sulfate proteoglycan biosynthetic process; chondroitin sulfate proteoglycan biosynthetic process. The transcript has 12 exons. Gene Ontology annotation, cellular component: membrane. Gene Ontology annotation, molecular function: protein xylosyltransferase activity. The record is from RefSeq and is a predicted model, not a curated record.
GGGCGGGCGGCGGGCGGGCGGCCGAGCGCGGCCGAGCCCGGGGACCCCCGCGCGCCCCGGAAGAUGGUGGCGGCGGGGCCGUGCGCCCGCAGGCUGGCGCGCCGCUCGCACUCGGCGCUGCUGGCCGCGCUCUCCGUGCUGCUGCUGCAGACGCUGGUCGUGUGGAAUUUCAGCAGCCUGGACGCGGGCAGCGCCCCGCAGCAGCCGCCGCCGCCGCCGCCGCCCCCGGCCCCGCGCCGCGCGCGCCGGGACCUGCCGCCCCCCGGGGGCGCGGGGCGCGCGGCGCUGCCCGUCCGGCCGCGGGACCCGCAGCCGAGCCCGCUGAUCUCCCUGGAGAGCCAGGACGGCUACUUCUCCCACCGGCCCAAGGAGAAGGUGCGCACGGACAGCAACAACGAGAACUCGGUCCCGAAGGACUUCGAGAACGUGGACACCAGCAACUUCGGGCCCCGCGCGCAGAGGCAGAAGCACCCGCCCGAGCUGGCCCGGCGGGGCCUGGGCCGGCAGAAGGAGCUUCUCAAGCGGAAGCCGGAGCCGGGGGCCGCGGGCCAGGCGCCCUCGGCGCGGCCCCCCGGGAGCAGGGCGCCGGGGACGGGCGGCCGCGGGAAGGACGCGCCCCGGACGCCGCACGCCCGGAGGAGCAGCGCGGGCGCCCCGGACCCCAGGCGCGAGGCGCCGCCCAAGUGCGACAUCUCGGGGAAGGAGGCGGUGUCGGCGCUGUCGCGCGCCCGGUCCAAGCACUGCCGCCAGGAGAUCGCGGACACCUACUGCCGCCACAAGCUGGGGCUGCUCAUGCCCGAGAGGGUGACGCGGCUGUGCCCGCUGGAAGGCAAGGCCAGCAAGAGCGUGCAGUGGGACGAGGACUCCGUGGAGUUCCUGCCCGCCAACCCCGUGCGCAUCGCCUUCGUGCUGGCCGUGCACGGCCGCGCCUCCCGGCAGCUGCAGCGCAUGUUCAAGGCCAUCUACCACCGCGACCACUUCUACUACAUCCACGUGGACAAGCGCUCCAAUUACCUGCACCGCCAGGUGCUGCAGCUGGCCCGGCUGUACCCCAACGUGCGCGUCACCCCCUGGAGGAUGGCCACCAUCUGGGGCGGGGCCAGCCUGCUGACCGCCUACCUGCAGAGCAUGCGCGACCUCCUGGACAUGCCCGACUGGCCCUGGGACUUCUUCAUCAACCUCAGCGCCGCCGACUACCCCAUCAGGACCAAUGACCAGCUGGUGGCCUUCCUGUCGCGAUACCGAGACAUGAACUUCCUGAAGUCACACGGCCGGGACAAUGCCAGGUUCAUCCGGAAGCAGGGGCUGGACCGGCUCUUCCUGGAGUGCGACGCGCACAUGUGGCGCCUGGGGGACCGGCGCAUCCCCGAGGGCAUCGCCGUGGACGGCGGCUCCGACUGGUUCCUGCUGAACCGGAAGUUCGUGGAGUACGUGACCUUCUCCUCCGACGACCUGGUGACUCAGAUGAAGCAGUUCUACGCCUACACGCUCCUGCCAGCCGAGUCCUUCUUCCACACGGUGCUGGAGAACAGCCCCCACUGCGGCACCAUGGUGGACAACAACCUGCGGGUCACCAACUGGAACCGCAAGCUGGGCUGCAGGUGCCAGUACAAGCACAUCGUGGACUGGUGCGGCUGCUCGCCCAACGACUUCAAGCCGCAGGACUUCCACCGCUUCCAGCAGACGGCUCGGCCCACCUUCUUCGCCCGCAAGUUCGAGGCGGUGGUGAACCAGGAAAUCAUCGGGCAGCUGGACUCGUACCUGUACGGGAACUACCCGGCGGGCACCCCGGGCCUCCGCGCCUACUGGGAGAAUGCGUACGAGGAGCAGGACGGCGUCCACAGCCUGAGCGACGUGGCGCUGACCCUGUACCACGCCUUCGCCCGCCUGGGCCUGCGCAGGGCCGAGUCUUCCCUGCACAAGGACGGGGAGAACAGCUGCAGGUACUACCCCAUGGGCCACCCGGUCUCCGUGCACCUCUACUUCCUGGCCGACCGUUUCCAGGGCUUCCUCAUCAAGCAUCACGCCACCAACCUGGCCGUGAGCAAACUCGAGACGCUGGAGACGUGGGUGAUGCCCAAGAAGGUCUUCAAGAUCGCCAGCCCCCCCAGCGACUUCGGGAGGCUGCAGUUCUCCGAGGUUGGCACUGACUGGGACGCCAAGGAACGGCUCUUCCGCAACUUCGGGGGUCUCCUGGGGCCCCUGGACGAGCCGGUGGGCAUGCAGAAGUGGGCCAAGGGCCCCAACGUGACGGUGACCGUGGUCUGGGUGGACCCCGUCAAUGUCAUCGCCGCCACCUACGACAUCCUGAUCGAGUCCACGGCUGAGUUCACCCACUACAAGCCCCCCCUGAACACGCCGCUGCGGCCCGGCGUCUGGACGGUGAAGAUCCUGCACCACUGGGUGCCCGUGGCCGAGACACGCUUCCUGGUGGCCCCGCUGACCUUCUCCAACAGGCAGCCCAUCAAGCAGGAGGAGGCGCUGCGGCUGCACAGCGGCCCGCCCCGCAGCGCCUACAUGGAGCAGAGCUUCCAGAGCCUGAACCCGGUGCUCAGCCUGCCGCUGGUGCCCGCGCAGCUCGAGCAGGCGCGCAGGAACGCGGCGGCCGGCGGCGCGGGGCUGGAGCGCUGGCUGGACGCGCUGGUGGGCAGCAUGUGGACCGCCAUGGACGUCUGCGCCACGGGCCCCACGGCCUGCCCCGCGCUGCAGGCCUGCAGCCAGACGGCCUGGAGCUCCCUCAGCCCCGACCCCAAGUCCGAGCUGGGGCCCGUCAAGCCCGACGGCCGGCUCAGGUAGCAGCGGGCCCGCGCGGGGACCCCCGCCCGCCUCACAGGGAGCACAGCCAGAGAGAGCGCCUGCGCCCGGGGUGCGGGGGGCGCGAGGGGGCCCCCCGGGCCUGGCCUGCUGCAGGAGGGAGGGCUGGGCCGCGGGGGCCGGGGCCGGGCUGCAGACCCCCGGCGUCCGGCCUGGCGGGGUCGCGCCUCUUCCGGCCGGUGCUGGGGCCCUGCAGGUUCCUCCUCGUACCCCGGCCGGUGCCCCCCACGCCCAGACAAGAAGGUCCCGCUUCUCACGAGCAGCAGGCGGCGGCGCGGGGUGCCCCCCGGGGGGAGGGGUCGUGCCCGGCGCACCCCCCAGCACGUCUCCCGGCCUCCCCCGAGGCCCCCAGCACCCCAAGGGCUCUGCCAAACCCAGUUCCAACAGCACUGCCCAGCCCGGGGCGCGGCCGCCAGCUGCCCUCCGGCUCGUCUCCCUGCGCCCGGGACCCCCUUGAAGACACUCUCAGGGGUCCGGCCCCAGGCAGGCUCCCAGCCACCCACCAGGGCUCCCCGGAGGAGCUGGCCCAAUGACCAUGAGCGUGUCCCCAGGGAGCACCCCAAGGCCCCUCCCUGGAGGUCGGAACCCCCCCCCCCCGCCCCGCAGAGAAGCGGAAGUGCCCUGGUUCCUGCAGCGGUGACCCCCCGAACCUGGGUGCCCCCACACCCGGUGCUGCUGGGGUGCCCCCACUGGCCCAGGAACCCCGGUCCCUGCCCGUUCUCGCCCCGGCCACCCGGUGGGGUCCUGCUUCCUGCACACGGAGAAGAGAGAGGCCGGGGGCGGGGGCGGGUGUUGGACCCUGAAUAAUAUUCUUUCCCAGACCUCAAGGGUGUCCUUGGCAGGUGUCCCUGGGGGAGCCCCUCCCCCGGGGCUGAAGGCACAGCUCUGCCUGCACCUGCAGGAGGCUGUACAAGAGUGAGGGCCGCAGAGGGGCGUGGGGGGGGGGGGGCGCUGCUGCUUAUUCCUGGGGGGUCGCAGUCAGAUGCAAAUUUUCCAGCUCGUCCAUGUCCAUCUCGUUAGCUACUCACUGAAGCCGCCUGUAUAACCGGAAGCCACCCCCAUCUCACCGCUGCGCCCUCUCAUCCUCUCCCCCACUCACCCCUGCGCCCCUCCUCCUCCCCCCAACUCACCCCUGCGCCCCUCCUCCUCUUCCCUAUUCACCCCUGUGCCUCUUCUCGCCCCCACUCACCCCUGCACUGCCUCCUCCUCUCCCCAACUCACCCCUGUACCCCCUUCUCUUCUCCAUUCACCCCUGCACCCCUCCCCUCCCCUCACCCCUGGGCCCCUUUAGUCUCUCCUCACACACCUGUGUCUCUCUGCAGCUGCCCCAAACCCUCUGUGUCCUCAGAGGCAAGUGGCGGGUGCCCGACAGCAGGCGGGCUGUGCUUUGAGCCAAAAGCAGCCACCCGCAGGAGGCAGGGUGCGAGGGGGACAUUUUCCAUGCACAAUUCUGAUGGGCGUUGGGAACUUCCCCCCACCCCUAUACCAGGCACAGGGAUGCAGCAGGGGGGGCGGGCAGGGGGGAGGAGGGAGGACUGAGGGUGAUCGUGCCCUGCCCCCUGCUGUGUCCAGGGUGAUGGGACCAGGGGCCAGGGAUGGGGGAGCCCGGCUCAGGCUAGAGAGGACCCAGCAGGGGGAGCUGGGGAGGGGGUCCUGGGCCACUGCAGUCCUGGGCCUUUCUGGAAGCCUCUGCUCACUGGGGAAUCUGCCACCGCACCCCCCCGCCCCGCCCCUGCCCGGCCCCCUCCCAAAGACGGAGGUGGCACGGUGGGACCCUGGACGCAUUGCUCAGCCCGUGGCUUCCUGUGCCUGCCCCCCUCCUCGGAAAAGACCAGACUCCCUCCUGGGGCACCCCCCACCCCACCCCUUCCUCUCCCAGCAGACAGGCUCCUUUGGCACCAGAACUAUGCAGGGGUCUCUGGUUUGAGAAGGGGGCACAGCGGAGGGGCAGGGUCCUUGCGGCCCAGCCCAGGGUGGUCUGCGAUUUUCCAGGGACCGGGGCUCAGUCCUCCCUUCUCCUGAGAGAGACUCCGGGGGUCAAGGCCUUGGCCCAGCUUCAAAGCCGAGAGCCCAGACCGUGGCGUCUGCUGGGGAGUUGAAGCCCCGGGGGGGUCUGCGAGGGGGGUGGGGGCCUAGAGUAGACUCUGGUGUUUGUCCCCGGCCACUUGGGUGGAACCUGGGCUGCGGGGAUUAGAAAUGGGGCUGCGGGAACCCACCCUGCCCAGACCAUGUGGGAAGCAGCCCCCCAGGAGGGCAGGGCAAUUUCUGGGGUGGGGGGCUGCUCUGAGGACACCCACCCCCACUCAGCUCAGCACUUAUUCCUACUUGUUCCCUGUUUCUUUCAUUUCUCAACCCGCGUGGAGUUGGAAGCCAUCCCCAGGCAAGAGCCCUGGGGAGGGGGCAGCUGCCCUGCAGCACGGGCACUGUGCCCAGCACGCCCUGGGGACUCGGCCUGUGCCCCAAAGGCACGGGGAGGGGCGGUGGGGGGGGAGUCAGGGCAGCAGGGGUGGGGGUGGGGAGAAGAGAGCCCAGUGCCCCUCAUAGCCCAGUCCACCAGCCCCUCUGCCCCCCCCCCCCAGCAUGGGGGCGGGGUACACCGGAAACUGCCCUGGGCAAGGACCCCACCAACACACACACACACACCCCAGAUCAAAGCCAAGCUCUGUGGGGGUCCAGGACGCUGCCACAGCAGAGGAGCUCCUGGUGGAAGGCUCUUGGGGGGGGGGGUGAGGAGCGUGUCACACGUGUCACACGGGGGCAGCUGGGCUGUCGGGUGCCCCCCGCGGGAGGGGGACCAGUCUUCCCCAGGGGAAGGAGCGGACGCUGGAAUCCAGCUUUUCUUGGUGGGAAAUUGUGGGUCCUGAACCUGCAGCAGCUCCCGAGUUGUCGGUUUUUAAAGUUAGGUCUGGGUCCCGCCAGCCCCUCUCCGUCCCGGCGGCUCUCAGGACAGUGCUCGCAGAGCAGGUGAGGUGCGGCCAGGGAGGAGGGCGGCCCGAGGGGUCAGCCCCAGAUGGGCGGAGAAGCAGUCUGGCCUCUGGAGGCCUCAGCUGCUCUCUGGGGGGCCUGACAGCCUCGAGGUGGCGGGGUGAGGAGGGGGGUCCACGCUCCCCCGCGGGACGGCGCUCUGCUGCUUCUGCCUCAGUUUCCUCCCUCGGCCCACGGAUCACCCACGGGGCUACCUCAUUGUGUUUGCGGCAACGUUUACCAACCUGCUUGAGCUGGAUGCACAAACUAUGCAAAUUCUGUCUCACUGUCUCUCUUCCUCCCAAGGAUUCUUUCUUUUUAACCUUGCGAACGAGAUACUGUACCGACCCCUCGCACCCCUGCACCCCCCCCUCCUCAACACCCCAGUCUGCGGUCUUUGCUCUUGCCGAGCCCCCUGCAGGGAAAAGCAGGGGUCCCCUCCCACCCGCCUUCUCGUCUCCUCCUCCACCCUGCCCCUCCGAUCGCUGCUGCUUCUCCCCCCCUCACCCCUACCCCCCAAAGCCUUACGUUUCUCCUCUUUGAAAUGUGGCCUUAAAAUUAUUUUUUGGGGGGUGGAGAGGGGGGAAGCUUAACUGCCCUCUCACCCCAUGUCCACCCACCGACCUCCUGGAAGCAAGAGCAUCUUCUAGAAGCUUUGUAGAGCGUCCACCUCCGGGGUCAGGGAGCUGGUUGAUGCGGGCGCCCUGGGGGGUGGGGGUGUGGGGUGGGGGUGGGGAGGAGAAAUCUCCUGCCCUUUAUCCCGCAGGGUGGGGCACGAGGGGCCUGCUUGCUCCUGGGACCCUCGCCAGCCCUCUGGGCAGGAGCUGGCUUCGUUCCUAACUGGGGAGAUCUCCCCCACACCCAGCUUUUGGCCCUCUCUGCACCGACACCCUCCCCCCCCGCCCCCCCAACAGACUUGGUGAUGACAUACUGCAUUUAAGGGCCCGUCGGGGGGACCCACCCUGCUCUCCAGCGUUUUGCUGGAAAGAGAGCAAGCACAUGAAAUUGUCUCAACAGUUGGGCGGCAUUUUCAGAGGAGGGGGGUCUCCCUGCCCCCCUUGAGAGGUCCUCUUUUUACCCCAGGGCUGUUGGAGGCCAAAGACAAACCCAGAAUUUUCCUAGGAAAUUCACUGGAAUUGAGCGCACCCAUCUUUGUCGUCUCUCUCUCUCUCUUUUUUUUUUUUAAUACUUCUAUGUUGUCAACGGCGUGGGUUCGGGUGUUUUUUAGAGCCCCUCCCCCUUAAUAAGUUAUUACCACCCCCCCUCAUUGUUUUUUCGAAGACAUGUGGUGAUAUAGUUUUUAAAAAUAACUAUUUUGUUAUAGAUCAUAAUAUGCAUAAAACUGUACAGAGCUAUUUUGUAAUGUAUUGAUUUUACAAAAAAAAGAGAGAAUCUGUAAAUAAAGUUUUAAAAAGAGAGUGAUAAGAAUUCAAAUGGCACACCCUGAGAGAUGUAGAUAUUUUGCUAUUUAUUUAAAGGAGUAUUUGAAGAGAGAGCGAGCGAGCGAGAGAGCUGACAUGAGCCUGUCGUCAAAGUCGCGGUCACCCUCAUGCUUUCCCUGGCGGUGGCCGGUGACCGUCAGAGGCGAGGGAGCACUGCCGGCCCCGUUCUUCGUGCCCUGUUCAGUCUCUUCAUUUAGCAGGAAAACAACAAACAACAACAAAAUUGUGCCUUAGCCGUAUUUUUUUGUCUAGGGGAGUUCGUUUCUGUCCGACGAAGCAAAAUUCUUUUUGUUGCCGAAAACAGUGGAUGUAUUCAAUACUGUAUCAUACCAAAAACAUCGCAGGUGUACGGACAUGCUGUCUCUCAUUCUGUGUUUUCAGAUGCAGAAUUUUAAAAUUAAAAAAAAAAAAGAAAA